This is a messenger RNA of Maudiozyma barnettii, 1251 nucleotides long. RefSeq lists its product as uncharacterized. Gene Ontology annotation, cellular component: membrane. The record is from RefSeq and is a predicted model, not a curated record. Lineage: Eukaryota; Fungi; Ascomycota; Saccharomycetes; Saccharomycetales; Saccharomycetaceae. Bases 1 to 1251 code for a protein of 416 amino acids. The transcript has a single exon.
AUGGUAAGGACAACUAUGAGUAGUGAAACACCAACACCCAAACCAUCGACAGUAAGCAUCAAAGAUGAUUACCAUGUGCAUACGAGGAGCUUAAAUUCUCCUUUACAGAGUUCUAGUGAUCCUGAUUUCACGAUAGAUAACCAUCCCCUGAGAAUACAGGAUAGUUUCAUAGAGAAACAUGUUAAACCGAAUACAGGAAUCAUACUUCUUAUCAUAGCACAGUUUUUCAACUCGCUCAUGGUUGUAUCAACCAAAAUUCUGGAAACUAACCCUAAUUCUGGGACACAUAUAAAGCCUUUACAGAUUCUAUUGGUAAGGAUGUUGAUAACGUGGAUAGGUACAUUGAUAUAUAUGCAAUUCAACAAGGCUACUGUGAAACAUGCCCCGUUUGGUGACCCAGCUGUAAGAAAAUAUUUGGUGUUAAGAGGUUCAUGUGGGUUCUUCGGUGUCUUUGGUAUGUACUUCGCUUUGAUGUAUUUAUCCAUUAGUGACGCUGUGUUGAUAACUUUCUUAUCACCUACAUUAACCAUAUUAUUAGCCUGGGUAGUACUAAGAGAAAAGAUUAACCGUUGGGAAGUUCUAGGGUCUAUGGUAUCCUUCAUAGGUGUUGUGCUGAUCAUUAGACCUCCAUUCUUAUUCGGCUCAAAUAUAAACAGUAACUCCGAUAUUAACAAUGUAGUAGAAACUAGUAACCCCAGUGACCGUUUAAUGGCCACAAUGGUAGCAUUAUGGGGUGCUCUUUGCGGGAGUGGUGUAUACAUUAUAAUCAGAUUCAUUGGGAAGAGAGCGCAUGCUAUCAUCAACGUCAGUUAUUUCUCUUUAACAACCCUUAUUAUUUCUACUAUCGGUGUUGUAUUCAUUCCAUCUAUGCAUUUCCAAAUCCCACAUACCAAGUUAGAAUGGUUACUAUUUACAAAUCUAGGUAUAUGUGGAUUUAUUUUCCAAUUGAUGUUGACGUUAGGUAUUCAAAAGGAAAGGGCCGGUAGAGGUUCUUUAGUAGGUUAUACACAAUUGAUAUAUUCUAUAUUUUGGGAUGUCAGUUUAUAUCGUCAUUGGCCACCUAUCUGGUCAUGGGCAGGUAUGGUGAUUAUUAUUGGUAGUACCAUAUUUGUGCUUAAAUUCAAAUCGCCUAGUGAUGAUGAUGGUGAUUGUGAUUUGAGUACUUCGGCGGCUAAGGAUCCCGAGUCUCUACAGAAUCCUGACGAAGCACUAGAGAUGGACGACUUCAAUAUUGACGAUUCUACUGAUUAA